AUGGCGGGCAGACGGCUGUUAGAUGCAGCCAGACUCUUCAGCGCGUCCGGAUCCAUCGCGAAACACCACUUCAACAUUCGCUCACAGCAAUGGGAGCUCUUUACCCAGACAUCGAGUCUGGCAAAGGCUGUCAAGAACCAGACAGAUCGCGUCACUCUCACAGCCCGGGCCGCUUAUGCUCUCUCGCGGAGGGUCAAUGAGACUGGACCUGCCUAUACACAGACGAAUCGACACGAGGAACCCAUACCAAGUCAAGAGACAGUUCAAGGCGCAGACAGGACGAAUACACACGAGGAGGGCUUGAGUCAGGAUCAUCAUUGGGACAGGUCGGAGCAGAAUGCUGCUGCAGAAGCACCCCCAACAGACGACUUGCACGUCACCCAAGAGAAGGCACGCCGUCACCCUCUGCCGGACGGUACCAUUCCUCCCGAAGGCGCAAAUCUUGACCCGUCGCCGAGUCGCCAGGGUACAGAUACUUUCAGUCAAAGGCCAGUGACAGACACUCCCAAGGACCCUCUUGCAGACCAGCAAUCCGUCGUCCAGGACUUGCAUCCGACGGAAUCCGGCGCGUCCACAAUUCCCAUCCCAGCUGCCCAGGACAGCCAUGCCGACGACACGGUCAAGAUGCAGCGUAAGGCUGAGUUCCAGAUUCCAUCCGUGUCUGGUCACUCUCAGUCAAUGCCCACACCAGGACAAGACACUUUCAAUCUCAGACCUACAGAGUCAUCGGUCGAACUGUCAUCACUGCCUCGCACUAAGAUCCCCAAGUCUGUUGAAGAUACACAGGGUGGCGACGAUCAUGUCAGGGAUGGCCAAAUCAACCAGGACGUCUACUACUCAUCCAAAGGUCACCCUGCCCAACCACCUAUUCCACAGCAAGAAGCUAUUCCCGCACAGGAUGAAACUCCUGAAGGAAUCAAUACCGAUAUUUUCCACAGCCCCAGAGUUGCUUCAUUGCUGAGUGGUGGUGCCAGAGAGGACAGAAGAAAGGCCUACGAGCUCAAGAUGAAGGCUGCUAGGAAGGGCUCGGCCCAGCCAAUUCAGGAGAGCAUCAAGGCCGAAGACAAGAACGCCGACACGUUCAGCACAAGGCCAGGUGUGUCAGAAGCCACUUCUUCACCUAUGCCCGCUACUGAGUCGACUGCUCCUGCUGUCGAACCGAAGACACAGAUCAGCGACAAGGAGACUCAGGAGCUGGCUGAUGCUAUGGUUGCAGAUGCCACUGCUAGCAUGUCUUCGGCUGUCGAGUCAGACAAGCCAAGUACUCCUUACCAAUUGCGGGAAUCUGCUGUACCUUCUUCUCGCUUCGGUAGACUUUGGCAGUAUGGAGGUUUGGCCACAAGCAUGGCUUUUGGCGCUGUUGGUGAAAGUCUACGACGAGUGACCGGAGGUGCCACUGCGGCUGCGAGUGGUUCAUUGUUGCUCAGCCCGGCGAACAUGGAACGGCUAGUCGCCAAACUCUCUCGCAUGCGUGGUGCAGCGCUCAAGCUCGGUCAGAUGAUGAGUUUCCAGGACUCUAAGAUGCUGCCCCCUGCCAUCAAUGCUGUGCUUCAGCGUGUACAAGACAGUGCCGACUACAUGCCUCCAUGGCAGCGCAACAAGCAGCUUGCUGCCAAUUUAGGCGCUGACUGGAAAGACCUGUUCUCGAGUUUCGAGGACGUGCCCAUGGCUGCUGCAUCAAUUGGUCAGGUCCAUCGUGCUACACUGGCUUCCAAUGGUCGUGAGGUCGCUGUCAAGAUCCAGUACCCUGGUGUCCGGGGUAGUAUUGAUUCCGAUCUCAACAAUCUCUCCCUCCUCCUCACAGCAUCACGGCUUCUACCUCCUGGCCUCUUCCUCGACAAGACAAUCGCAAACGCGCGUACAGAACUAGGAUGGGAAUGUGAUUACGAGCGUGAAGCCAAGUGCGGUACUCGUUUUGCAGCCCUCCUCGAGGACGAAUCUGCAACCUUCCGAGUCCCGCAAGUCUUCCCCGAGGCUUGUGGCCCUGAAGUACUGACUGCUGAACUCAUGCACGGCAAAGGCGUUACCAAGAUCCCUGAUCUCUCGCAGGAUGAGAGAGAUUGGAUAGGCACACAAGUACUGCGUCUCUGUCUACGCGAACUCAUGGAGUGGAGGUUCAUGCAGACAGAUCCCAACUGGACCAACUUCCUCUACAACAGAGGGGAUGCUCCAUCAGAGCGCAGGCUGGAGUUGCUCGACUUUGGUGCUUCGAGAGAGUUCCCAGAAAGUUUCGUCGCGCCGUACGUUCAGCUGCUUAUCGCGGCUUCCACCCACGAUCGCAAUGCCUGCCGCGACCUCUCCAUCAAGCUAGGCUAUCUCACCGGCGCAGAAAGCCAGGCCAUGCUUACUGCUCACAUUGACUCAAUCCUCACACUCGCCGAGCCCUUCGAUUCCGGCAGAACAGGCGAUUACUAUGACUUCAAAGACCAGACAAUCACCGACAGAGUAAGGGAGAAGAUUGGUCUCAUGGUCAGAGAGAGAUUGGCACCUCCACCAGAGGAGACAUAUUCGCUGCACAGAAAACUAAGUGGUGCAUUCUUGCUCUGUGCAAGGUUGGGAGCGAAUGUACCGGCAAAGAAGCUGUUCGAGGAUGCGGUCAACAAGUGGAAGCAGGAUAAAGGUGAGGGUAUCUAG
Molecule: messenger RNA, 2634 nt
Organism: Aureobasidium uvarum
Lineage: Eukaryota; Fungi; Ascomycota; Dothideomycetes; Dothideales; Saccotheciaceae
Source: the annotation of a GenBank genome assembly